GUAUUAAAGGGCCCGGAGCGGGGCAGCUCCCUGCGCCGCAACGCUAGCUUUCCCUUCCCUCCUCUCUGGCCCUCCCUCCUCCCGCCCACUGGCUCCCUCCCCCAGCGCUCUCCAGCUUCUGCGCCCCAGGAGCUACGCGACAGUCUUCCAGGAUUAUGGAGUUUCUGAGCGAGAAAUUUGCCCUCAAGAGCCCUCCGAGUAAAAACAGUGACUUUUACAUGGGCUCAGGAGGUCCGCUGGAGCACGUUAUGGAGACGCUGGACAAUGAGUCCUUUUACAGCAAAGCGUCUGCAAGCAAAUGCGUGCAGGCCUUCGGACCCCUGCCCCGCGCGGAGCAUCACGUGCGCUUGGAGAGGACCUCGCCCUGUCAGGACAGCAGCGUGAACUAUGGGAUCACUAAAGUAGAAGGACAGCCCCUUCACACCGAACUGAAUAGAGCUAUGGACAACUGUAACAGUCUCCGAAUGUCUCCCGUGAAAGGGAUGCAAGAGAAGGGAGAGCUGGAUGAACUUGGGGAUAAAUGUGACAGCAAUGUAUCCAGCAGUAAGAAGCGAAGACACCGAACCACCUUUACCAGUUUGCAGCUGGAGGAACUGGAGAAGGUCUUUCAGAAAACUCAUUACCCGGAUGUAUAUGUCAGAGAACAGCUUGCUCUGAGGACAGAGCUCACUGAGGCCAGGGUCCAGGUUUGGUUUCAAAAUCGAAGGGCCAAGUGGAGAAAAAGGGAACGUUAUGGCCAAAUACAACAAGCAAAAAGCCAUUUUGCUGCCACCUAUGAUAUAUCAGUUUUGCCAAGGACUGACAGCUACCCACAGAUUCAGAACAAUUUGUGGGCAGGAAAUGCAAGUGGUGGUUCUGUGGUUACUUCAUGCAUGUUACCACGUGACACUUCCUCCUGUAUGACACCUUAUUCUCACUCGCCUCGGACAGAUUCCAGUUACACAGGGUUUUCAAACCACCAGAACCAGUUCAGCCACGUGCCCCUCAACAAUUUUUUCACUGACUCUCUUCUUACUGGGGCAACCAAUGGACAUGCAUUUGAAACAAAGCCAGAGUUUGAAAGGAGGUCUUCCAGUAUCGCAGUUCUUCGAAUGAAAGCUAAGGAGCACACCGCCAAUAUUUCAUGGGCCAUGUAACAUACAGUACUCUUUUAUUUUUCUUUUAAUAGCAAAGUUAAACAUUCUUAUUUCUCAUAUUUAAAAGAUACCACAAUAAGCUGCUGUGUGUGGAAUUGCUAAAGGUCAAGAUAUUCAGUGAGACCAGCUUAAAUGAAUAGUUGUUAUUUAACAUUAAAAUCUAAGAAUGAACCUCUGAAAAGACUAAAUAGGUUUACCAUGUGCCUGGCUCCACAAACUCUGUUUUGGUAGUAAGAUUUUCUUUUUCUAUUGUACAAGCCAAUGAAAUAUGAUCAUGCAACUUAUUAAAGAAUAAAUGUGUUAAACAAA
Messenger RNA from Saimiri boliviensis boliviensis (Bolivian squirrel monkey), 1445 nucleotides. RefSeq names its product ALX homeobox 1 (gene ALX1). Gene Ontology annotation, biological process: positive regulation of transcription by RNA polymerase II; negative regulation of DNA-templated transcription; embryonic skeletal system morphogenesis. The record is from RefSeq and is a predicted model, not a curated record. Lineage: Eukaryota; Metazoa; Chordata; Mammalia; Primates; Cebidae. Gene Ontology annotation, molecular function: RNA polymerase II transcription regulatory region sequence-specific DNA binding; DNA-binding transcription activator activity, RNA polymerase II-specific.